This is a messenger RNA of Nyctereutes procyonoides (raccoon dog), 1840 nucleotides long. RefSeq names its product TERF1 interacting nuclear factor 2 (gene TINF2). Gene Ontology annotation, molecular function: telomeric repeat DNA binding. Gene Ontology annotation, cellular component: shelterin complex. The record is from RefSeq and is a predicted model, not a curated record. Gene Ontology annotation, biological process: telomere capping; regulation of telomere maintenance via telomere lengthening. NCBI's taxonomy places the organism in Eukaryota, Metazoa, Chordata, Mammalia, Carnivora, Canidae.
CCGCCGUGGAGGCGUGGCCUUGUGACGCCACGCCGCGUCUCCCCGCCCGGUGGCCCAUUGGCUCUCCGUUGCCGCCCUUUUCCGGGGCAGGGAGACUGCGGCAGAGCCGGAAGCGGGGUAGCCCUCGGGCGCGAGGGGGCGGCGGCGCGGCCAAGAGACCCCGGGGCCCUGGGGCCGGCCAGCUUCUCCUCUCGGCCGCCCGCGCGCGCUGAAGGCCUCCAGGAUUCGGGCGCCCUAUGGGAGGCAGCGGGUCGCGAGCUCCCCGGCGCGGACCGCCGGAGCCCAGCCACUGAGAGGCACCGGAAGCUUCGCCCGUGGGAGGAGUCGCGACGCUUCGCGCGGAGGAUGGAAGCCGGAGGGCCAGCCCCGGGGGCGGAGCCCGCGGCCACGGCCACGCCCCCGGGGGCCGGUCCCGCCGCCCUGCGCUUCGCCGCCGCCGCCAGCUGGCAAGUCGUGCGGGGCCGCUGCGUGGAGCACUUCCCGCGGGUGUUACAGUUCCUGCGGUCGCUGCGCGCUGCCGCCCCCGGUUUGGUUCGCUACCGCCACCAUGAACGCCUGUGUAUGGGCCUAAACGCCAAGGUAGUGGUGGAGUUGAUCCUGGAGGGCCGGCCGUGGGCCCAGGUUCUGAACGCCCUGCAUCAUCAUUUCCCAGAGUCUGGACAUGUAGUGCGGGACCCCAAAGCUACAAAGCAGGAUCUGAGGAAGAUCUCGGAGGCACAGGAGACGUUUUGCCAACAGGUGAAGCAACUAGCAGAGGCCCCAGUGGACUUGGCUUCCAAGCUGCAGGAACUUGAACAAGAGUAUGGGGAACCAUUUCUGGCUGCCAUGGAAAAGCUGUUUUUUGAAUACUUGUGUCAGCUAGAAAAAGCACUGCCUGCACUGCAAACACAGCAGCUUCAGGAUGUGCUGAGUUGGAUGCAGCCUGGAGUUUCUAUCACCUCUUCUUUUGCCUUGAGCCAAUAUGGUGUGGACAUGGGGUGGCCACUUUCAGAGUCCUCCGUUACUGACUCAGUGAGCAUGACAGAGCCCAUGGAGCAGAGUCCUCCUCAGCAACCAAAACUGGCACUUCACCAUCCUUUGCCAAAAGCCAGGCCUGGCCCAUACCUUCCUCAGGAACCAGCCUCAAGGAAGCACCCAGUACCUAUAGCUGGCUGCCACUUCAAUCUGGCCCCUCUGGGCCGGCGAAAAAUCCAGUCCCGAUGGGCAUCCACUAAAGGAGGGCAUAAGGAGCGCCCCACAGUCAUGCUGUUCCCUUUUAGGAAUCUGGGUUCACCAUCCCAAGUCAUAUCUGAGCUGGAGAACAAGGAAAAACAUGGGAUGCACAUGGCAGAUCCAGCAGGUGCUGUGGGCACGAGAGCAGCUUCCACUGGGAAGUCUAAGAAUCUGUCCCCAAUCCUGGGGGAAAGGAUUCUGAAGAACCCAGUUGACCUGUUGGCUUCAGAGCAAGAAGAGAAUUGUUUGGUCUGCCCAGUGGACCCCCUGAGACUUCCACUGUCCCCUCCUACGGCCAGGAAACCAGUGUGUCCUCCAUCUCUGUGCAGCUCUGUCAUUACCAUAGGGGACUUGGUUUUGGACUCUGAUGAAGAAGAAAAUGUCCAGAAGGAAGGAAGGGAGUCUCUGGAAGACUAUCAGAAGACAAAGUUUGACACCUUGAUUCCCACCUUCUAUGAAUACCUCCCCGCUUCUGGCCCCAGUGCCAUGUCUGUCCCUUAUGACCACAGGGACAAGUCCAGACACUUAGAAUAGGAUGAGAAUUCCCUCUGCACCCUGCCUGUCUCUUUCCUCAGCUCUGUACACAGUUUAGUGGGAAUAAAGUGGAAGCCCCAAGCGUGGUACCUGA